Messenger RNA from Parus major (Great Tit), 6045 nucleotides. It is a transcript of the gene HCRTR2, whose product is annotated as hypocretin receptor 2. Gene Ontology annotation, molecular function: orexin receptor activity. Lineage: Eukaryota; Metazoa; Chordata; Aves; Passeriformes; Paridae. The transcript has 8 exons. The record is from RefSeq and is a predicted model, not a curated record. Gene Ontology annotation, cellular component: membrane. Gene Ontology annotation, biological process: circadian sleep/wake cycle process; G protein-coupled receptor signaling pathway; feeding behavior. Bases 916 to 2163 code for a protein of 415 amino acids.
AGUAACUGCUAGUUUUGCUGAGAUCUGUAAGAACCCAGCUAUGCUCCUGUCUUCAAAGAGCUCGUAGACUGACUCACAGAGUUCAACAGCCUCCAUUUGUUUUUUCUAGGGCUGGAGCAGAAAAAUCUGUGUAUGGCUCUAAUGCCGGAGUCUUGCUCAAUGCCUAUGAAUAGGCAACUCUCUCAAAUGCAGCUCUGUUACAAUUUUAAAGAUAUCUGGUGAAUACUGAGGUCUAGGCAUACAUGCCUAUGUUGGUAGAUUUGGAUGAGUCAUGUAUUCUCUUAAAUGAUUUUCAUGAAUCGUAUUUCAUUGCUGUAGAUGAGGCAUAUUUCAUUUAAUUACAUUUUAAAUUAUUACUUUUUUUUUUUCAGAUUACUUGGGGAAUCUGGCACUGAAAAGACUUUGUUUGUAAUAUCAGCAUGAGAGUCACCUUUAUCUGUUGGAUGAAUAAUAACUAGAAUGGCUUUAUCAUUGUUAAGAAGACAGCACAUAGGAAAUGAGACAAUAUGUAUAUAUUUUUUCUACCUAAGAUAGAGAAAGUAUGAGCUCAAUUUAUGUGAGAAUUUGGUAUCAACUGAAGUACAUUGCUGUUUCCAUAAUACAGGGAUUACUCACCAUCUUUCAAAGUAAAAAAAAAAAAUGUUGAAGGGUUUGUUGUUUUUUUUUUUUUUAUUAUAAAAUACAGUUUAUUUUCUACGUUGCAUGUCAGGUGAAACCUUUGUUUUCUUGGACAUAAGCAGCUGACUUACUGCCUGUCUCACAAGUGGAAUGUGUCAGAACUAUGAUGGACUGUUCCCCAGGGGAAGGAGUGCAGCAACUGAGGGCAGCAGCAAGACUGACAGGACAGUGUACUCACCAGCACAGUCCCACAGUGCCUGAGAGCUUGUUUGCCUUGCAGUGUGGAAGAAUCAUCACAUGCGGACCGUUACCAACUAUUUCAUAGUGAAUCUUUCUCUGGCUGACAUUCUGGUCACAAUUACUUGUCUUCCAGCAACUUUAGUUGUGGACAUCACAGAAACGUGGUUCUUUGGGCAGACCCUCUGUAAAGUGAUUCCCUACUUACAGACAGUUUCUGUCUCUGUGUCUGUCCUAACACUCAGCUGCAUUGCUUUGGAUCGAUGGUAUGCAAUUUGUCACCCUUUGAUGUUUAAAAGCACAGCCAAGCGAGCAAGGAACAGCAUUAUAAUUAUCUGGAUUGUGUCCUGCAUCAUAAUGAUUCCUCAGGCUAUUGUUAUGGAGUGCAGCAGUGUGUUCCCAGGAUUAGCCAAUAAAACCACCUUGUUCACAGUGUGUGAUGAGCACUGGGGAGCUGAGGUUUACCCCAAAAUGUAUCACACAUGCUUUUUUCUGGUGACAUACAUGGCACCACUGUGUCUUAUGGUGUUGGCCUAUUUGCAAAUAUUCCGAAAGCUGUGGUGUCGCCAGAUCCCAGGAACUUCUUCUGUUGUUCAGAAGAAAUGGAAGCCUCAGCAGCCCUCAGCACAGCCCCGUGGGCUGGGACAAUCAACAAAGUCAAAGAUUAGUGCUGUGGCAGCUGAAAUAAAACAGAUUCGUGCAAGAAGGAAAACAGCACGUAUGCUAAUGGUUGUCCUUCUGGUUUUUGCACUUUGCUAUCUACCAAUCAGCAUCCUCAAUGUCUUGAAAAGGGUUUUUGGGAUGUUUAAUCAUGCUGAUGACAGAGAAACUGUAUAUGCCUGGUUCACAUUCUCACACUGGCUUGUAUAUGCAAACAGUGCAGCCAAUCCUAUUAUUUAUAACUUCCUCAGUGGGAAAUUUAGAGAAGAAUUUAAAGCAGCAUUUUCCUGUUGCAUCCUUGGCAUUCGCAGCCACCAUGACGAACGGUUCACCAGAGGUCGUGCCAGUACAGAGAGUCGGAAAUCCUUGACCACCCAGAUCAGCAAUUUUGAUAACAUUUCAAAACUUUCAGAACAGGUUGCAUUGUCCAACGUAAACACAAUUCCAUCAAAUGAUAUCCCAGCCGUGCUCAGCCCAUUGAAGUCAGCGGAACUACAUCUCCACAUACCUGGGAUGAACAUGACUUCAAAUAUAGAUGAAGCCAUGAGGGUUUCUGCAGAAGACACUGUCAGAACAGAGAAUGCAGAGUGGGAUAAAUUUGUCCCUAGCAUAACUAAACUUACUUCGAUGGAGUUACAGCAAGGGUGACUUUGGCUCAAUACACUACAACUGCCAGAGAGUGUCACAUGCUUUCAGCUGUGGUACAGACUACAACUGGACAAAGGGAUUCCUUCAAAAUAACUGCCUGUCCUCUUUCUUCUCAGUCUUACAGAAACCUACUUACCUCAGUAUGAGCUAAAGAACAUGUCUUUACAAUUCUUUUUAAAGAUUGGAUUGUAUCAUACUUUGUAAAUAUUGUAGAUAUUUAUUUUUAUAUAUUUUAGAUGCUGUGAAAUGUUCUAAAAUAUAUCAUAUAAAGAAAUAUAAGUAUUUGAAAGAAGGCUCAAACAUGAUUUAUUUAUAUCCUCUUUCUAGAAAUGAUUGACUCAUGUACAAGGAAUGCUUACUUAUGCACUAGUGAUAUCCUGGAAUUACUUUGCACUUCUUUUUCUGCAAAUCCACUUGUAGUAAGUUCUAUGUUUAUUACGGAACUUUCACUUCAUACUGAUUUGGGGAGAGUUCGCAUUACUUUUCUAAGUACAGACAUGCUUCUAAGAUGUGAAUCCACAGUGCUGAAAGUCAGAUGUUUUCAUAAGGUUACACUUAAACAGCCUUUUCUUUUCUUUUUUUUUUUUCUCUUUCUCAGAUUUGAGUGCCUAAAAAAUAACCAUUUAAAUAAAACUUAUGUGAUGCUCAAAGGUGCUAUAGGCUCAGAUUUCCUACUCAGGCCAACAGGAAUAACAAGUGUCAGCACCACUGAAGGUCAGGACAUUUUAACUUUGGUAGCUCAUUUUAGUCUGUAAUGUUUAAGAGUUGCUCUAGAAGAUCUCUUAAAAUCUUUGACACAGGAAAUAUUAGUUGUCUUUCAUUUUCAUGACUUCUCUCUCAACUGUUAUUUAAUACUAAAGAUACAAUCAAUUUACAAAUCUACAAAUCUAUUCAUGGGAUAAUCUCUAUAACUUGGAGCUUCCUACUAUGUAUUGUGUUUUUCUCCUUAAAAGGAUGAAGAUGAUGCAUCACUGGAGAUUUUGUCUUCUAGAAGAAUGUGGUCUGUUGGUUAGGAAAAGGCUAAUUAUCAGAAACUGAGAUACAAUUUCCCUGAGGUACUAUUUUUGUGUUUCAGUUCAGAUUUUUCAAAAGAAAGGGUAAGACGAGAGAGAGGACUUCAUUUUUCAUUAAAAAGAAUUUGGCCUAGAAAGAAGACUGUGUCAUAUAUUCAACUGUUUCUGUAAAGCCAAUUGUUAAUUGCCCAGGUGUUAUUUGAUUACCUUUUGUAAAUAUUUUUUCUAAGUUUUCCUUUGACCUAGUGUCAUGCAAUGUACUGUCUAUCAUGGCAACUAUAGUUUUAUGAAGUGCUCAAUCACUUUAUGCUUUAGCCUUCCCCAACAGCUGUUUUACUUGACAUUGUUGCAAUUCCUCCUAGUUUACACUGGUGUUAAGUGAGAGAAAGGGAUUUGCAUUCAUUUGUAUAUUCAAGUUUUCUAUUUAAAGAUAAAAAGAAGAAUACUCUUUUUUUGAUUAAAAAAGAAUAAAGAGAAAUAUAUAAAUGGACAGAAUGUUCAAGUAUCAAAUAAAAUAAUAGGAAUUUCAAUAUUCCUAUGUGUAAGCCUAAUUUUUAAGUAUAGCUAUUAUGUCAAUGUUAUUUCAAGAAAUUAUUUUGCUUUGUCUCUUCUAAGAAAAUAAAACCCAAAUAAUUGUGGAAAGCACUGCAGGAUUUGAUUUCAUAGCUAUCUCAAUUCCUUUAGCAUGAAAAGGCUAUUUUUGCCCUUCAACCAUGGAAAAUGCAGAAUUGUUAAAGAGUGUUGAACAAGAUAUAUCUUUUUUAUACAUAUAAUUUGAAAUGAUUGAACAAACAGCUGCUGAAUUAAAACAUUACAGAUAUGGGAAAAUGGAAUUUAAAAAGUCCUCUAAAUUUUUCUUUUGUUUAGCUAUAACCAAAGAAAUAGUCAAAAAAUUAAAAGCUAUUAUAGUAACCCAGCUGAAAAAUAGUUAUCAGUAAUCAUUUAUUUGAGACAUAAAAUAUUUCAGCUCACGGUUGAAAAAUAUCUAUUAUAUGCAGAUUUGGCAAAGCUUUAUUUUUAUUUCAGAAAAUGCAUUUUUAGGUUUUCAUUGAAGAAAGAGAAAAAAUGUAGAAAGCUAUGGUUAUUUAAGAAAACUUGGACAGCAUAAGAGGGGAACAUGUAUACUUUUCAAACAUAGAAGGUCGUGGGUCACUGUGGAAGGCCAGCAAAAUUUUUAGGCUUUGUUUGGUGUGUUGUCCAGAUCCCUGUGAGAGCAGAGAGGAAAAGGGUACAGUACUCCUAACCUGGGCCAGCAAACAAAGAACUAAAAUAUCAAUGUCAGUCAUGCUUAUGGAAAAAUCCUAAUUAGCAUCUUUCUAAAGAGGGGGUGAAAACCACCUGCUGACACGAGUCAUAUUCUUUUUGCUUCUACCUUAAUGCCAGGGGGAUAAAUUGUGUUAGCUAAGUUAGUUCUGAGGCAAGAACAUUACUGAAGGUCAAUGGCAGUUUUUGGAGCCUGGAGGUGUUCUGUGCCGUGUUAGAAAGGGAGGUUCUGGCCUUGAAUUUGUCUUUGUAAGAGAAAGACAAUUAAUUUUAAUUAAUUUUGUCUUUGUAAGAGAAAGCAUAUCUUUUGUUCUCUUUUUUAUCUUUUCUUAUUUUCACCUAGAUCUUCAGAAUUAAAAUGUUCCAACAUUUCUAGGAAUUUCUUUUAACCACAACUUUAACUUAGGAGUACUUUUUAUGUGGAAAAGAUAAAUAAAAUAUGAGACAUUCAUUAGAAAAUGAUUCUGGUUUUUCUCUGGACAAUUUCUAUUGAGUAAACAACAUAUCUUUCAGACUCAAAUUUUACAAUCAGAUGUUACAUUGGAUUUGAAAUUCUGAGAAUAUAUAGAGAGCGUUAACGAAUUUUUGACAGAGACUAUGCUUAUCAAGCUAAAUAUUGGUGAAAUAUGGUUAUCAAGAUAAAUAUCUGGUUAUUUUUAUGAAAAUAUUUUUCAUUCAAAAAUAAAUAUUUUUGAUGAAAAUAUUCCUAUGCUUUUAUUUCUUUAGUUUUAAAAAUAUCAAGAAAUACCAUUUUUAAUUAAAAUAAUCACUGGGAGCAAUAGCCAGUAUUGGAGAUAGAAAUAGCUGGGAGAAUAGAGGGUAUAAUGAAUGUACAUGUCUUAUCCAGCAUAUAAAUACUGAAAAUUAUCUGAAAGCUGAGCCUUAAUUGCAUUUUGUUACCUCUAGCUGCUUUGCUAUUCUAAUAUUUCCACUACUGAAAUGGAGAGAAAUGGAGAAACAGAGUUUUCAUGCCAUUGUCUCUACUUGUCCACAGCAUCAUUAAACAUUGGGUUUAAAUCACAGCAUAUUUGUUCCUGCAGAUAUAAGUUGUUGUGCCACCAUCAUUCUGGUGCUUUGUCUCUCAACACAUUUCACAUUCUGGCCUGUUUCUCCUUUACUGCUGUCACUGUAGUGAUAAGCUUGUGCCUUGCAGUCACAAUGAAUGUAAGAUAAUAUCUCCCUGUCUCCACCUCCAAAAACACAAUGUUUUUCCUUUUCUUCUGGACUACACAGAGAGAACCAUCUCAUUCUCUGAUAUUAUCAAAAUUGAUAUGUGUUAUUAACCUGGAGAGUGCUUUAUAGGAUGGAGAAUACACCGAACAUUAGUUUAACUCAGCCCUCACUCUAUGACGUGUCAUAUCCUACUGCUGCAUAAUACAAUGGUUUAAGGCAAAGCCAAAUUUAGCUUUCCAACCUAGAAUUUGUCUCACAGCUAAAAUGAUAUUAAUGUCUCAGGCUGUCCUUUCUACUUGACAAUUAGGUUUUUCAGUGGCUGUUGGAUAUAUUGGGUGAAGUAAUAUAUUAUUUAUUGAACAAUUUAAAAAGCCCACAAACAAAUAUUUAGUAACUUUCUCGUUAAGAGUUUACAUAAAUAAUUCAGUUAAAA